Molecule: messenger RNA, 5360 nt
Organism: Salvelinus namaycush (lake trout)
Lineage: Eukaryota; Metazoa; Chordata; Actinopteri; Salmoniformes; Salmonidae
Exons: 20
Coding region: 379-4947 (1522 amino acids)
Biological process (GO): actin cytoskeleton organization
Cellular component (GO): cell projection; cell junction; cortical actin cytoskeleton
Molecular function (GO): actin filament binding
Source: RefSeq, a predicted model, not a curated record
AGUUCUCUCUCUCUGCUUGGUGGUUGCUCAGAAGAGGCACUCCUCCCUCCUCAUAUUGGUUUCCCCUGACAUGACACAGGCGCUGUAGCUCAGUGGAUAGCUUCGAAACAGACAGGAGGGUACGUUCUAUUGUGUGUCCUGUACUUGUCUUCCUCUCCAUGAGGUGCAAGGAGGCGGGUGGCUUUUUGAGUGAGUUUUGCGUUUGACAAUUUUUGGGGGUAAAAGAGCGUUGUUUAUUCGAGGCUUCGUCUUAUUUUUCCUCAAAUUUUGAACUUCUGAUACUGGACAUUGCAGUACAUGAGGUGAGAUAUCUGUAUUGUUUUGUGAUUCUUGUCACAGUAUGCCCAUCUAGACGAAACUGCACAGCUAUCAAAAACCAUGUCUGAGGGUGUCGUCAGAAAAAUCCAACCCUUUACCAUUGGGACCAGGCUGUCUGUCCCCUCCGAAGCCAAAUGCCAGGAGUUCGUGGACGUCUAUCUGCCGAAGUCUGCUGCUCCGAACAAGUUGGAGCUACACGACCAAAUGUCCCUUUACGUGGGCCAGUCCCAGGGGUGGCCUGGGGACUCGGAACUCCCACAAGUGGCCCCCCAGGUCUACGCUUCAACACCAGAGGGACAUCAGGAUGAGAGAGUGGAGGAGGACAGGAAUUCUGUGUCCCCCACUGCAUCCUCUAGAUCCAUCAGGAAGAUUGCUAUUUGCCGGAACGUCGAGACAGUCCCCGACGUGUCCGUGUGUGACUCUGACCUGGCCACCUCAGUUAGAUCCACGUCAGAGACCAUCCGAAGCAACUGCAACAGUGUUCACCCAAAACCGCCAUCCUUGAUGGUAGAGGACGACUUGGAUAAGAGGUCCAACUCUCAGUCUAAGGUGGACUCUUGGUUCAAGAGGAAGUAUUGGGAUCAGAAGUAUGGCUGUAGUGUCCUUGGAUGUCCUUUGCAGGACCCAGAGGACGCGUCACCGACCCAACAGCGAGACCGAAAGGACAUUGAGAAUUCCCUCAUACAGAUGACGAGAAGUCUGGACAUCAAACAGGAUGGACAUCAGUACGAGACGCUUGACGUGGAGACCGACCACAGGGGAGAGAAGAGGAAGAGACUGCAACAGAUAGAAGGCAACAAAAUCCCUUCUAGAGAGAACACCGUUAACCAAACCUGGCUGAGGUUCCAGUCACUGUUAAGAAACUAUCACCAAGACCUCAAACUGGCUCUGGACGUCUCCUCCUUCUACCAACAGGCUGACACCAUCAUCUGCACCAUCAACAGGAAGAGAAGCGUCCUGUCUGGAUCAGAUAACCAGGGGAGCUGCGGUCAGACAGAGAUCUACAAUAUUGCCAGCCAAAUCAUGAUGCUGAACGAGACUGUUUCACGCCUUUCGGACCUCCACCCUACCCUGGCUGCUAGAGUGACACGGAAGCAGGCUGAGGUGCAGGAGAGCUGGGGCCUUCUCCAGGAGGGUAGUGGGAGCGAGUGGCCAGAUUUGCCCACCGCCCUUGACAUAAACUUCUCCUGCGACGAACCUGGCUCACCGAGUCAAACCAGAGAUACGGAACAUGAGGCCCAGAGGACCAUAGGAAAGGACAUCAAAGAGGAACAGAACCGUCUCAAAGGGUUCGAGAACAUGAAAGACUGUGGUGUCCCCAGGAAGCUGACUGUUUGUCAAGUUGAAGAACAGCCUUCCGAAAGCUAUGCCCGAGUCUCCUGUGACACCGCCAGCAGUCUGGAUGACUUGAUUGGAAGACGGCGUGCGGAGAGGCAAGGAAAGGACCAGACAACCCAUUUGAACACUUGUUCUCCAGAUGCCCAAUCGGAACUUGGUAUUCAGUUGCAAAAUUCUACCACAUCUGCUGAUAAGGAAAAGCCAGGGUCAACCCAAGGCCAGCACAAAGGUGGUGUGAAGAUGGAGGACCUCCUUGGCCAAGUGGAGACGCUAUGGGAAGUUCUGAGGAGAAGACAUCAUAGAAGCAUGAUUGAUGCAAACAGCUCUGAGAGGCUCAACUUGGAGAGGGAUGACAAUCAUGAGACAGACAAGGAUCGGCUCGAAGGACGCAUGUCAGAAUACAGGGCAACCACGGACAACGUGGAAUUCUGGAGCGUCCCAGAUGUCAAGGAUCUCUCUGAGACAUUGGAGGAAAACGACAGAGGAAUGCUGACAGAGCUGCUUAGGUGUCUUGACCAGGAUGAAAACUUUGAUCGUUGUGAGGUAGAGGAACAGACCCUUACUGGACAAAUGGAUGACCAGGGGUGCAUGGACCACCCUAUGGAGGAAUUGGUGGAGGUCCUGGAGGAUCUUGGUGAAGCAGUGGAGAAAAGAGGACAUUCCCUCUAUCAAAGUCAAGACACCCAAGAACGUAUGAGUCAGCAAUCAACACUGAAGCUGCGCAUCAACCAGCUCUUGUCCAGGUGUGCAGAGUUCAGCAUGGACAUUCUGGACACUGAGACAGACAUGGCGGUCAGAUGUGAGCCCUAUAGUUCUGAACUCGAGGGACUGCAGGAGCAACAGGAUGAGCUAGAGAGGGACUAUCAGGUCAUAAAAGAGGAGGUGGAGGAGAUGGAGGGACUGGCUUCGCAACUACAGGUCCUCCUACCUGAGAUGGCAGGGGCUUUGGGGGAGAACGUCCAUGCGACCCAGCAAGCUUGGCAGGAGUUGGGCUGGAGCAUGGCAGAGAACCAAUGCAACCUCCAACAAUUUCGGCAACUGCAAGACUUUCUUAGGGCCUACCUGGCCAUGAUCUCAUGGACAGAGGACACACAGACUUGCAUUUUCUCAGAGGCUUCAGCCCAGCAGUGGAGAUUGGCAGAAUCGAGUGUUCCAUCUGAGCUAGAUCUGAGGAUAGAGCAGAAGUUUGACGAGUUUGACAAGCUCGCUGCUGCUGGGCAGAAGCUUAUCAAGGAGCGACAUCACUUGGCAGAUAUUAUAAAGGAGAGGACUGAGGAACUGCAAAGCAUGCUGGGAUGGAUCCUGGUGUACUGGAGGGCGCAGAAAGACCAGCUGGGUCGGGAGAGGUCAAGGGAUUCAAGAAGAAGUGAUGCCCCUCAGGGAGACGCAACCAGAUUUUCACAAGGCCAACCCCAGAAUCUAUCCUCUCUGGCAGAACACAACAAGUUCUCGGAAAGACUGUCCACAAAGCACAGGCUGAUGGUGGCGAGCCGGUUUGAAGGACCACAAAAAUCCCAACCGGGGAUAGGUCACCAUGGAGAAAACUUUGCCAAGCUGCCACCAGGGGGCAGUCUGCAACAGGGGCCAGUGGAGCCAAGGCAGGCAGUGGAACCUGUGCAUAGGGUGAGCACCUAUCUGCAAGUCACAGACGGAAGUCCUGUUUUUGAAGAGGUGGCAUCGCCUCAUAUCCCAGACACGAGCCACCUGUCAACCACCAUUUCCACAAGCUCAACCAACGCUACUUUCGUACCCCAAGUCAGUACUGUCUUGCUCCCCACCUUACCCAGAACCAGUCCCACCUCUACCUUAAACCUGAAGGGACCGAUGAAAAGGAGGAAGAAAAUUACACACAGGCACACUGUGACUGGCAUUGUCGGAAUGCCCAAGCCGGAGGGGGUUACUACCGUGCCCAUCGGUGCCGCACACAGAGCCUACACCUGGCCACUGGAGGAUAAGAAGGAAUGCCGUGCCAAACAAGGGAGUCCAGUAAAUACAGAACUCCAACUGUAUAUCAAAAAUAAUUCUGUGGUGAGUGUCAUAGAUGGAAACUCUUCAGACACGUCAAGCAUUCCUACCGUUCCUACCAUCCAGGGGAAUUUCUUGCAUGGACCCAAUGAGAUGACCAUUAGGCAAGACAAGAGCCACUAUGGCGUUAUCCCUCUUGGGUCGAUGUUGAGCUUUGACCUGCCCAAGGAUUGGGGGAAAAUCUCACAGAUGGGUGCAAAAGACCUCACAACUGAGAAAGUGCCUUCUGAAGCCAACGGGGACCAUGCCAGUCCACCUUUGAAUCUGUAUAGACCAUCGUGCUCAAACACACUCGGUCAGACUCACGUAUCGUCCAAAGUAAUUGGACAGACUUUCGCCCUCAGUCCAGAGAAGGAAAGGCAUCUUGAAGCUGAUGGGGAACAUGACAGUCCGAAUGGUUCACCUUCGAUUCCGUGUAGACCGCCAGGAUCAAAUACACUCAGUCUAACUCAGAAAGUGAUUGGGCAGAAUUUCACCCUCAGUCCAGGGGACGAAAGUAUCUGCAAAACAGGGGACUUUGCUGGUCAAAAUGGUUCACCUUUGAAUCUAUACAAAUUGGCAGACUCAAACUCACUCAGUCAGACUCACAAAGUGAUUGGCCAUACGUUCGCCCUCAGUCCGAAAGAGGAAAUGAGCUGUGAAACAGCAAGGCAGGACUUGCAGAAGGUCAGCGCAGAGUCUGCUUCUCUUUUGGUUCAGUGUGUCUCGCUACCUGCGAAAGAUGACGCCUAUCACGACCUAAGAUGCGCCACGAGGAGUCCUGCCCUUGCUGCUGGGCAUGAGCACAUUUUCUCCAGCACUGUGGGUCUCCACGAUGAGGAUAAGGUUGAGAGUUCUGUUCCAGUGGCCAUUUUGGACUCUAACAAGCAACGCACUGAACCACACUGCAGCAGCUCGAUGAUGCAUGACCACGCCCGCACUGAACCGCCACCGAACCACAAGCACAACUGUUUAAGUGUUCACACUAAGAUUCAAGACCUCAAUAACCACAUAUACUUCCCUUCGGCAAAGAGGCAAUUCACUUUCCAAAGUGCACUUCGAGUUGUAGAGAUCAAGAUCUCUACAAGGUCUGGGCGAGUCAUUGUGUGCUCUGAGGACAACUGUUGCGUGUGCUCCGACAGCUCCGCACCCAUGAUGGUAUUGGAAAAAGAAACUUCACCCAAAAGAGAACCAGAUCAUAUUCAUCCUGAUCAUUGGCAGUUUGAGGAGGAGGAAGAGGAGCUGGAGGAUAUUUGGAAUGGCACAGACCGGGAAAGAGCGCCUUGAAUUACUGUGGUCCAAAAAUAUGAGGUGGUGCCCAUGCCACACUGAAGCACAGACCAGUGACCAACCAGCCAGAGAUUAAAGUGGCCCUAAACGUAUAGCGUCUCAGAGUAGGAGUGCUGAUCUAGGAUUAGUUAGCUUUUUUUUAGAUCAUAAUGAAUAAGAUGAUAUGACAGAUCCUAGAUCAGCACUCCUACUCUGAGAUGCUUGUGGGAUUCAGACCCAGAUCUAUGAUCAGUUUAUUCUGCCCCUUUUCCAACCUUGACUCCAAAUGGACUUUUACUUCACAUUGUCUCAGUGACAUUAGAGGACUAUCGUGUGCAAGCAGCAGUGGUGGAAAAAGUACUCAAUUGUCAUACCUUAAUAGAAAAUGACUCAAGUCAAAGUCACACAGUAAACUAUUACUUGAGUAAAAG